Habropoda laboriosa is the source of this 2180-nucleotide messenger RNA. RefSeq names its product excitatory amino acid transporter-like. The transcript is spliced from 9 exons. Gene Ontology annotation, molecular function: L-glutamate transmembrane transporter activity; glutamate:sodium symporter activity; neutral L-amino acid transmembrane transporter activity. Bases 251 to 1876 code for a protein of 541 amino acids. Lineage: Eukaryota; Metazoa; Arthropoda; Insecta; Hymenoptera; Apidae. Gene Ontology annotation, biological process: L-glutamate transmembrane transport. The record is from RefSeq and is a predicted model, not a curated record. Gene Ontology annotation, cellular component: plasma membrane.
UUUCGUGCAAUUUGCACGAACAGACCGUACGAUUUUUCGUUUGCCAAUUAGGAUUUGUUGGUUUAAGUUAGACGUCUAGUGUUUGCAUUGUUAAAAUACCAAUUUACCAGCAGUGACGAUUUUUGCCUUUGGGAAAACAAACAGAUAUCAUGGCGGUGAAAGCCGAGGGAUGACAGAGACCGAGUCCUCGUGCCCAGAGGAAGGCUGUUCGAAAGAUCGAAAAGUGACGUGUUAGGAAAAAUUGACCAAGAUGACACUGGGUCAACGCAUAUCUGGAGCUGUCGCGGUCCUCCGUGGCACUUCGGAAGUUAAAGAAGCCCACACCUCAUCUUCCGACGAGAUCGAGAAGAUCACGCCUGUGAAGGAGAAAAAGGUUCACGAGAAGGUGACACCGCUUGACAGAUUGCAAAAAGUAGUGGAUUGGUUCGGUGAGAACAUGCUUCUGGUGUUAACGAUCGGCGGAGUGUUGGUGGGUCUUAUGCUUGGAUUUCUCGGUAGAUUGGCCAGUCCUUCGCCGCAGGUCAUUACUCUCGUCAGUUUCCCAGGAGAGGUCCUUAUGCGAUCGUUGAAGAUGUUCAUACUACCGUUGAUCGUUUCGUCUCUUAUCUCCGGCAUGGCACAGUUGGACCCUAAAGGUUCGGGAAGAAUGGGAUUCAGAGCGUUGGUAUAUUACUCGGUGACGACCGUUCUGGCUGCUAUAGUCGGUAUCGUGAUGGUACUGAUGAUCCAACCGGGUGAUCCUAGGAUUAAAACGACCAUAACAGCGCCGAAAGCGGACUACAUUAAAAUUUCUACGUUAGACGCUAUCCUCGAUAUAAUUAGAAACAUGGUGCCGGAAAAUUUGGUGCAGGCAUGCUUCCAACAGGCGCAGACCAAUUACGUGACGAAGGAAGUGGUGAUGAUUGGAAGCACAAAUCGAAGUAAUCAAGUCCUAGAGCCGACGUUAAUAUACAGGGAUGGGACGAACGUGAUGGGAAUGAUAAUGUUCUGCAUCACGUUCGGCCUUCUCGCUGGACAGAUUGGUCCUCAAGGAAAAUUGAUGGUCGACUUCUUCGUGGUACUGAACGAAAUAAUUAUGAAGCUCGUCAGUCUUAUUGUGAUGUGGUACUCUCCGUUUGGAAUCAUGUGUCUGAUAGCUGGGAAAAUAAUGUCGAUAAACAAUCUGGCUGCGACCGCUCAGAUGUUGGGUUUGUACAUGUUGACCGUUGUCCUGGGCUUAUUGAUUCACUCUAUAAUCACUUUGCCGAUGAUAUUUUGGUUCAUAACUCGACAGAAUCCUGCAGUGUUCUUCAGGGGUAUGAUGCAAGCUUGGGUUACCGCAUUGGGAACAGCGUCGAGCGCUGCAACUUUGCCUAUAACUUUUCGAUGCUUGGAAGAGAACAAUAAAAUCGACCCACGUGUUACGCGAUUCGUGGUAGCAGUCGGGGCUACGGUGAAUAUGGAUGGAACAGCUCUUUACGAAGCUGUUGCCGCGAUUUUUAUCGCUCAGUUGAAUGGAAUCUCGUUAGGAAUGGGCGAUGUUAUAACAGUGAGUCUCACAGCUACCUUGGCGAGUAUAGGGGCAGCGAGUAUUCCAAGUGCUGCCUUGAUCACGAUGUUAAUAGUACUCACAGCCCUGGGUCUACCUACGAACGAUGUUUCUUUGCUAUUUGCAGUCGACUGGAUGUUGGAUCGAAUCAGGACAUCUAUAAACGUUUUGGGUGAUGGAUACGGAGCUGGAAUAGUUUAUCAUUUAAGCAAAGACGAGUUGGAUAAGAUGGAUCAGGAAAGGAAAUUAGAGAUCCUCGAAACGGGGACACCUCUUGAGGAUAUCUCCGAGAGUUGCAAGCUCGAGACUGCACCUGCUCCCGAACAAACUUCCGAAACGAAGAUUUGAAUCAUAAGAAUAUUGACCUUCUUUCGUACUCCCUCGUCAACUUCUUCAGAAACGACAACAUAAAAGGAAACUGUGCUCACGCAAACACACAACACGCAUACACACAUACACAUAUCGAGUAAAUUGAAUUAUGAGAAGGAUAUUCCUGCGAAAUUGGUAGAAAUGAAACUUUAUCCUUUCACUGCCAACAAAGUUUUUGGACACACGAUCGAACAAAAGUGCUUGAUACAUUGGAAAUUAGACAGAAAAGAAAAAUAUAUAUAUUUAACAAAAGAAUGGAAGAAAAAUGUGAGCAUGUUAAGUA